UUACAAGAAUAGCAUGAAUCCAACUUGGGCCAAAUCCAAAGUAAGGGUUUGAUAUUACUCAACACAACCCACCGCACAUCUCAGUCGAUUAUACAGCAAGCUUCAUCCAUCCAUCCAUCCAUCCAUCCUGAUCCUGCUCUCAGACCCGCUCUCCCCUCCCUCAGGCUUCAUCGCCAGAUCGGAGCGAACCAGAUCGAAUCUGAGCGAAUUCAUCACAGAUUGAAGCAAGAAGACCACGUUUUUAGAGGGCGCUUUCGUAUUGGGAAAAGGUUCAUGGUCUUCUCAACUCCCUUUCUUCAUGAAGGUGUCCCCUUCUUUUCUAGAAAGAGGUUCAAAGUGUCAGGUCUUGCACAUCCAGAUAUAGAUGCAGGAAUUUCCGGUGAUAUACCCUUGCGAGAUGUAGAAAGAUGUACUGGUGACAUUCCCUCUUGCUGCAAUUUUGAUGAUAAAGUUGAUCCUGAUUCUGAAAUGGAGAUGACCUGUCCAUCAAAUGUUAACAGUGGUGAUGUUCCUGUUUGUUCUACUCCUACCACUACAGGUAGUAUUUCACAUCUGGACCAGAGUUUCACUGGCUAUGUGCAACCACCUGCUUUUGUGAGUGGAUGGAUGUAUGUGAAUGAACAAGGGCAAAUGUGCGGUCCUUAUAUUAAGGAGCAGUUAUAUGAGGGCCUAACUUCUGGUUUCUUGCCAUUAGAACUUCCUGUGUAUCCUAUGAUCAAUGGCACGAUAAUGAACCCUGUACCAUUGAAUUAUUUCAAGCAGUUUCCUGACCAUGUUUCCACCGGGUUUGCAUAUCUUUCUAUGAGUACCUUAAGCACAAGGAUGCCUACGCAUUGCCCCUCCUCUUCUUGUAAGGAUAUGGCAGUUUACGGGCACGACAGAUCUUCUGAACAUGCUGCUCCUCUGGCUGCGAACACCGAUUCACAUACACUUGUCAAUUACAGCAUUAAGGAAUCCAAUCAAUCGGAUUCAAACUCUGAGUCCUUCAACAGUAUAAUAUCUUGUCAGAUGUUACGUGAAGAUUCUUGUUGGCUUUAUGAGGAUGAAAAGGGAAUGAAACAUGGGCCACAUUCUUUUUCGGAAUUGGUUUCCUGGCACCACCAUGGAUAUCUUAAAGAUUCAACCGCGAUCUCCCAUUCUGACAAUAAGUAUGGCACAUUUGUGUUACUAUCUGUUGUAGAUGCAUUGAAAGGAGAUAUAUCUGGAACCAUGUGUAGAUCAGGUUCCACAAGCAAUGAAGUUGGUAAUGUGGUGAACUUAACUUGUGAAAUAUCUGAAAAUAUUUCGUCCCAGUUGUACAUGGGCGUCAUGAAAGCUGCCCGCAGAGUUGUGCUAGAUGGGAUUAUUGGUGAUAUCAUUGCAGAAUUUUUUACUGAAAAGAAACACCAGAGGCUUAAGCUUGAAUCAACUGAUCGUAAUUCUGAGACUUGCAAGUUAGACAAAAAAAUGUGUAAGUUUUCCGUGGAGAUUAGUCAAGAUACUGCCAUUCCAAGUGAGCUUGCAUCUUCCCAUAUUUUGGAUGAUCAGUCCUGUCAUGAAAUUUCGGGACCAUCUUCAACAAGUGUUAAGUCAGUUGGAAGUGUUGAAAAUUUUUGGUGGUCAUAUGCUGUUGUUCGUAAAGUACUUUUUAAUUAUUGCUUACAAGUCAUGUGGAAUGCAGUGUUUUUUGACCCUUUAACAGAGUACUUAUUUUCCUGGAGGAAGAGGAAACUUUGGUCUCAACCUAAGCCUCAGCCAUCUGUUAAUGGAUGCAAAGAUUAUGGUGAAAAGAUUGAACAGUAUGAAGUUCCAGAGAGAGAUUAUCAUCCUCAGUUAGAUUCGUCUCCUAGUAGUCUCAAAAGUGGAAACAUACUCGAAGGUCAAAUGAUUUCACACACUUACAACUCUAAAGAUUUGACAUGCAUUAUCGAAGGUGUGGAGAAUGAGCUUCACUUCUCUUCAAAGAUGUCUUUAGCUGAUUACAUUCGAAGUUUUGUUGAAAAGGAAGUGAACACAUUAAUUCCUUCCCCAGAGGAAGACAAAUUGAGUCAGGUUGUUAUUAGUGACAGUGGCACUUGUAAAACAUCUGUGAAGGAUAUUCUUAAUGACAAGUCUAUGGAUCCUGUAAGAGAUGGGCAUUCCUUUUGCAUGUCCGCAUCUGGAAACCAUAUGUCUAAUAUAUUCUCAAAAGCAUUUAAAGAAUUGUGUGGACAUUUGGAUGAUGUGGUUGAUGAAGAGGAGAUUGGUAACCUACCACUACCACCUGGAUUUGAAAAGAAAUGUCCUACAAUUUUCCCACAAUUCAAUUCAAAAUUUCGACCUUCAAGGUUAUUUGAAUGUAAUCCUAAGAUUACAGAAUAUGUUGCCACUGCGCUGUGCCGUCAGAAGCUGCACGAUGAAGUUCUAGAAGACUGCAAGUCUUCACUUCUUGAUUCUGCAUUGAAUCAAAUUUUUAUAUCAUUGUGUCCCAAGAAGAAGCAAUUCCGUUCUUAUGGUCGUAACAAGAAAGAGAAAGCAUUAUGUGCAAGCAAGGAACAUUCAAAUGAUGCUACUUCUGGACUAGGAAGAGUGAAGGAAGGAACAAAAAAUUCUUCUGGAGUUCCUAUGGUGAUUGAAAAAUAUACAUCCUACAGCAAGAAGCGGUCAAAGAAAGAGUUGCAUUCCUCCCAAUGUGUAACAGAUGAUUAUUUGAGGCCAGGAAAGCCGCCUGUGGCUAAGUUAAGGAAAUCUAGAGAUGUGGAUGAGACUGCAGAAGUCAAAAUAACGUCUCUUAAACCUGGAAAGGCUAGGAUGAUUAAAGGGAAAAAGGAUACACAUUCUAAUGGCAGGUCUUCUUCUGUCAAUGUCAACAGUAACUCCCACAGUGAUCAGUUGUCCUCGAAGAAUAAAACUAGUCAGAAAGUAUUGAAGUUUUCAAGUACAGUUCAAAAUGAUGUUAUGGAUGUUGUAAAGUCUAAAGAAAAGAAGCUUUCAACGUCAACAGAUAAUAGCGUUAGCACAAAGAAGGUGAUUAGAAGUGAUGGUUGUGAUGGAGCAACCAUUCAAGGGAAGACCACUGGUUCCAGAGAGAUACUUAAUGCAUCAAAGAAAGUUUCAAAAUUAAAAAGGAAGCAUCAAAUAGAUGGUAUGACAUCCUCACAUCCUGCUAAGGUUUUGAAAAUUUCAAAUAGUGCGAAUGUGGGAGCUAGCAAACAGGUUACUGUGGCAAGGGGGAAUUCUGCUAAAUCGAAGCAAUUGAAUUUAUGUCCUCGAUCUGAUGGAUGUGCUAGGGCUUCUAUUGAUGGAUGGGAAUGGCAUAAAUGGUCUCGAAGUGCCAGUCCUGCAUAUAGAGCACGUGUCAGGGGUCUUCCGCGUGUACAAAACAAGUGCAUGGAUACUGAAAAUAAUUUAUCUCAGUUGUCAAAUGGUAAGGGUAUUUCUGCAAGAACUAAUAGGGUGAAAUUGCGUAACCUUGUUGCUGCUGCUGAGGGUGCAGAUCUUUUGAAAGUGGCUCAAUUGAAGGCACGGAAAAAGCGAUUACGUUUUCAAAGGAGCAAGAUUCAUGACUGGGGUCUUAUUGCCAUGGAGCCAAUAGAGGCAGAGGACUUUGUCAUUGAAUAUAUUGGAGAACUAAUUCGUCCUCAGAUAUCUGAUAUACGAGAGCGUCAGUAUGAGAAGAUGGGAAUUGGAAGCAGUUACCUUUUUAGACUUGAUGAUGGUUACGUGGUUGAUGCUACAAAGAGAGGUGGGAUUGCAAGAUUUAUUAACCAUUCUUGUGAGCCCAACUGCUAUACAAAGGUUAUAUCUGUUGAGGGUCAAAAGAAGAUUUUUUUAUAUGCAAAACGGCAUAUAGCUUCUGGAGAAGAAAUUACAUACAAUUAUAAGUUUCCCUUGGAGGAGAAAAAGAUUCCCUGCAACUGUGGUUCCAAAAAGUGCCGUGGAUCACUUAAUUAGGUAGAUACUGAGGCUAAUCCUGGUUGUUGUUUUCAACGUCCACAUUUUAAAGCAUUGGGUGGACACACUUAUUGCCAUAGGAUUACACCCAAAAUAGUUGGAUGUUGCAUGCUGAAGAUUUGACGAUUGUUACUUCAUACUUCACUUGAAAUCAAAUUGGAUGAGUUGCAAGAGUGCUUGAAUGUAUCGUACAUGUUAUGGAUCAGCAUCAUUAAUGGUGAACUGAAUUCUUUUGGUGAUUGAUUUACAAAUUGGAUUGCCUACUUGUUCGUGAUGAAAUAACUAACUCGGGCAUUCUUGUAGGCUUUUUGUGGCAGAGUAGCUCAAGUAGGAAAAACUGUUUGUUUGCUGAGUUGGAUUGUGCAUUCUGUUGGCAAUGCUUAUGCUUGUUGGACUAUCAAGUGUGAGCAAGAAGUCUCACGUUGAUGAAAAACCAAGUAUCGAACAAUUUAUAAGUAAGCUGACUCAUACACUUAUUGCCUUAAAAUUUAGAGUAAAAAAUGUGGUGUCCAACCCCCUUGUCUUAUUUGCUCUCAUAGUCCAAUGUGGAGAUCCUUAAGUCUUUCGCUACCCAACAAUGCAGGGAGAAGCUCAUGUGAUUUGAAAAAGUAAGGGUUAACACUCCACUUACACCACAAUGAGAGGGAUAUGAAUAGAAAAAAAAGGAAAGUGAGAGAUAUGAUGAGUGAUGUAAAAAAGAAAAGAAGAAAAAAAAAAUGAAAACGUAAGUGAUGUAAAUAUGUUCUAGCAAUUAACUCCGCCUGUGUCUUAUAUAACACAGCCGGUCCCCAGCCCGGACAAAGGAGGAGGGUUGCAAUUUCAAGUUUAUAAUGGAAGUAAGUUCACCGAUGUUGUGCAGGACUCCUAUUUUUUUUAUACAUUAUUAUUAUAUCUCAAUUCACAAUUAAUACAUAUCAUUUGUUAAGGACUCUUAACAUUAACAUUCUGAAUGGCGUAGACAUGUAGGUUAUGUAUAAUUUGUUAGUUUAUUUUGCA
Lotus japonicus is the source of this 4908-nucleotide messenger RNA. Its product is annotated as histone-lysine N-methyltransferase ATXR7. Gene Ontology annotation, molecular function: protein binding; histone H3K4 methyltransferase activity. Gene Ontology annotation, cellular component: Set1C/COMPASS complex. The transcript has 21 exons. Bases 274 to 3912 code for a protein of 1212 amino acids. NCBI's taxonomy places the organism in Eukaryota, Viridiplantae, Streptophyta, Magnoliopsida, Fabales, Fabaceae. The record is from RefSeq and is a predicted model, not a curated record.